Punica granatum (pomegranate) is the source of this 3342-nucleotide messenger RNA. NCBI's taxonomy places the organism in Eukaryota, Viridiplantae, Streptophyta, Magnoliopsida, Myrtales, Lythraceae. The record is from RefSeq and is a predicted model, not a curated record.
ACAAAAUCCACAAAAACCCUCUCUCUAUCAUUCUCUGUCACCCGCAGCACCGUCCUUUUAUCCAUCCGUCCAUCCAUCCAUUUCUCUUCCCUUCUCCUCAAUCAACUCAUCGGCGAAUCGCCAUCGUAUCCCCCUCCGAAUUCCGAUCGGAGCCCCAACCGAAUCCGGCCUGUCGAUUGCUCCGCCAUUAAUUAGCGCCUUCGAGUGAACUGUACAGAUCUUGCGCCGGAGUCCUUAGGUAUUCCGCCGGUUGGUGCUUCGAGUGCCUUCUCUCAUCGAUCCUCUCCUCGAUUUGCGUUGUUACCGUGGAGCUCCAGCUUGGAGUGGCUUCAGAGUGUAGAUAAUAAUGAUGGAUGGCUUCGGUGGCGGUGGAAGCGGUAGUGAUCACCUCACUCCCAGCGGCCAGGAUCACAAGCAAUUCGGCGGUGGCUCCGGAGCAGGAGAUGCCGUAUUUGAUGCAUCCCAGUAUGAAUUCUUUGGUAACGAUGUCGUUGAAGAAGUUGAGCUGGGGGGACUGGAAGAAGAUGAGGAUAACAUCCUGGCUGCUGGUUUGGAUGACGAGGAGUUUUUGCAUAACAAAGAAGAGGGCGAGGUUUUGAGGUCCCUUUCUGACAUUGAUGACCUUGCUAGUACAUUUUCAAAGUUGAACAAGGUGGUGAGUGGGCCAAGAGGUGCAGGGAUUAUUGGUGACAGGGGAUCCAGGGAAAGUUCUUCUGCUGCUGAUUGGGCUCAAGGAGAUGAUGCCUAUAAUUGGUACGAUCCCAAUGCAUUGGACUCUGACGGUACUCUUGAAGGGAAACGGUGGUCAUCGCAGCCAUAUUCUUCUGCCCAAAUUGCAGAGGCAAAACAUCUUCACAGAACGUCAUCUUAUCCCGAGAAGCAGCAGCAGCAGCAACCGCUUUCACAUUAUUCAAGUGAGCCAAUCUUAGUGCCAAAAUCAUCGCUUACUUCAUAUCCUUUCCCUGGAGGCACAUCUCCACAGGCUUCUCCGAAUCACCAUUCAGGCCAUUCAAAUAAUCCUUACCUUGCUGGUGGGCCCCAAAUGGGAUUAUCUGCAUUGAACCUGCCUCCCUUCUCAAAUUCUCAGCUCCAGUUAACCACCUUACAUCAUGGACCACAUUUUGUGGGUAGCAUGCCACCUGGUCUUUCUGUAAAUAGUCGUCCCCCAAACCAACGAGCCAACCAAAUGAGCUUGUACCCGGGGGAGCUUCCGGGUCGUUUCAAUAGUAUGCUACAGCAGCAACAUCUGCCCCAUCAAAAUGGACUAAUGCCUCCCCAGAUGAUGGUGCAGCCUCAACAGCCACCACAACAUCGUCUGCAGCAUCCAAUGCAGCCCCCCUUCGGUCAUUUACCGGGGCUCCAGUCCCAAUUAUUUAAUCAGCAUCAUCUUGCUUCAUCCCCACCAUUAUUGAACAAGUUUGACGCUAUGCUGGGGUUCCCGGACUUAGCUGACCAAAGGCUGAAAUCGGCUCAAAGAAGUAGUAGACAGAACCCGCGGUUUCCCCACCAGUUCUCUGACUUCAAUGGCCAGAAGAAUGAUAGUGGUUGGCCUCGCUUCAGAUCCAAGUACAUGACAGCUGAUGAAAUAGAGGGCAUCCAAAGGAUGCAACUUGCAGCAACACACAGCAAUGAUCCAUACGUAGAUGAUUAUUACCAUCAAGCUUGUCUUUCCAAGAAGUCUUCCGGGGCAAAGCUGAGACACCAUUUCUGCCCUACCCAUCUUAGGGAUCUCCCUCCCCGGGCCCGUGCCAAUAAUGAGCCACAUGCUUUCCUCCAGGUUGAUGCCCUUGGGAGGAUCUCCUUCUCUUCGAUUCGGAGGCCCAGGCCUCUUCUUGAAGUCGACAACUCUAAUUCAUCGGGCAGUUCAGGCAACAGUGAACCCAAAGUUUCUGAGAAGCCCCUUGAGCAAGAGCCAAUGCUUGCAGCUAGAGUAGCAAUUGAAGAUGGCCUGUGUCUCCUCCUAGAUGUGGAUGACAUCGACCGGUUUCUUCAAUUUAAUCAGGUCCAAGAUGGUGGGGUCCAGUUGAGGAGGAGGAGGCAGGUCCUUCUCGAAGGGCUUGCGGCAUCCCUUCAGCUGGUGGACCCCCUAGGCAAAGAUGGCCACUCGGUUGGCCUGGCCUCAAAGGAUGACCUUGUGUUUCUAAGGAUAGUGUCCUUGCCGAAGGGCAGGAAGCUCCUCGCAAAGUACCUUCAACUUCUCUUUCCUGGGGAUGAACUCAUGAGAGUAGUUUGUAUGGCCAUUUUCCGCCACUUGAGGUUCCUGUUUGGAGGCCUUCCUUCUGACCCAGGAGCAGCAGAGACAACAAACAAUCUCUCUAGGGUUGUCUCUCUUUGUGUCCGAGGAAUGGACAUCGGAGCGCUCAGCGCAUGUCUUGCAGCAGUUGUCUGUUCCAAUGAGCAGCCUCCUCUCCGCCCCCUGGGAAGCUCUGCUGGCGAUGGAGCGUCCCUUGUGCUAAAGUCAGUCCUCGAGAAGGCGACUGAGCUUUUGACCGAUCCUCAUGUUGCUAGCAACUAUACUGCUCCUAAUCGACAACUGUGGCAGGCUUCUUUUAACGAGUUCUUUGGUCUUCUUACCAAGUACUGCGUUAACAAAUAUGACAGCAUAAUGCAGUCAUUGCUUAUUCAGUCGCCUUCUGGUGUGCCUGUUAUCGGGGCUGAUGCUGCCAGAGCAAUUAACCGGGAAAUGCCCGUUGAGCUUUUAAGGGCGAGUCUUCCUCACACAGACGAGCGCCAGAAGAAACUCUUGAUGGAUUUUGCACAGAGGUCGAUGCCCGUAGUCGGGUCAAGUGGCCAUGAAGGGAAUGGGGGCCACAUUAGCUCCGAGUCAGUGUUAAGUUGAUCGUUGGGAGGUUUAGAAGACUGUUGGGGGUCUCGGAAUUACUACAAGACGUGUUCUGGCAUAUAAAGUAACUGUUCGAUGAGCUACCACUUUUUUGUGGUUCGCAAUAGAACAAAGCCGGGAGAGAGAACGUAUUGGAGGCAAUGCGAGGAAUUGUAAGGUUUGGAGUUGGUUUUUUAGUUUUUUAAUUAGGAUUUCUACAUUACGUGAAUCAUGAAAUGCUUUAGCUGUGUAGCACGGCUUGUAUGCAAGUCUCGUAUGUGUAUCUGGCCACAUUGCUGCAGUUACCUUCUUGUUCUCCUGUUUCGGGUUAAGUCGCGUUUAGACAUGGGAGCGUGUUUUGUUGCUCUGGUUCGGAACUUCACUUGAUGCGGCCCCCCCUGCAGUGCCCUUUAGGUUAGGGUUAGAAUGUAACACAGGGUCUGGUCGGGUCAGAAGAGCUCUUCCCAUUCCUGUACUAUUAUAAUCCGAGGAAUUGGUGGGGUUUGGUUUUAUGGUUAGUA